AGUAUCCUCCCUCGUCUUGUCUGGGCAGCUCACACAGGUCUCUCUACCUACUCGCCUGCCCGCCGCCCGGUGCUCUCGUCCGCUCGCGCAUCGCCUCCUUCCGGUUCCGGAACCUUCUCCUCCGGGCUCCCUCCGGCUAGAUGUUCCUUCCCAAGCAUCCGAGUUCUUCCCGUCCAUGGCGCCCCUCCCUUCAACCAGGCGCUCAUCUCAUUCGCCCUCGCCCCCGCAUCCCGGCGACGACAUCGUCAGGACGGAGGCACCUCCUUCGGCCGUCGGCCGCUGCCUCCUCCGGCUCUCCGUCCAGAGAUUCCCCACUCCCAGUCCCUCCCGCGAAGCGGUCAUCAAAGAAUAAGGCGCCGGAUGAAAUCGGGAGGUCGAAGGCGGUGCGGCCAGGAAUGCGCGAGUCCGCUGGCCCUGAAACUGAAACUGAGGAUCCAUCACCGCAGCGGACGGCCCUGUGGUCGGCGAGGCGGAGGGCGCGCGCUGCGUGGCGGAAGGUGGCGUCUUGGGUGCCCAGCAAGGCCCGGAGUCUCGUACUACUCAACCUGGUCACCCUUAUAUUUGCUAGCAACAUUUCAGUUGUGAAACAGGCGGAGGCUCUUUUGGACCCUGACCUUUUCAAUAUGUUAAGGUUCACUAUAGCAGCCAUCCCUUUUGUGCCGCUGUUACUAAAAUCGCUGAGGGAUAUGCAAAUCCUUUUUAGAGGAAUAGAGUUGGGCAUUUGGGUAAGCUUGGCCUACCUGGCUCAGGCUAUGGGGUUAGUUACAGCUGAUGCUGGGCGCGCAUCUUUCAUUUCUGCACUCACUGUGAUCAUUGUCCCUUUCUUGGAUGGUCUUAUUGGAGCAGAAGUACCUGCUCAUACAUGGUUUGGAGCAUUUUUAUCACUUCUUGGUGUUGCUAUGCUGGAGCUAAGUGGUUCUCCGCCAUGUAUUGGUGAUCUUCUGAACCUUGUGAGCGCUUUUUCUUUUGCAAUUCAUAUGCUCAGAACUGAGCAUAUUUCCAAAAAUAUAAAGGAAGAAAAUUUCUUAACUCUUGUUGGAUGUGAGGUGUUUGUUGUAGCAAUCCUAUCAGCAGCGUCAUAUAUUUUUAAAUGCUUCACACGAAAUGUGCAACACUGGAAUUUCAAAACAUGGCCACCAUCGGAGUUAUUUGGUAUGGUGAUGGUUUUUCCUUGGCCAGCAAUUCUAUACACUGGCAUAUUCUCGACUGCGUUUUGUUUGUGGGCAGAGGUGGCUGCUAUGCGUGAUGUAUCAGCUACAGAAACUGCAAUUAUUUAUGGUCUGGAACCUGUAUGGGGUGCUGCUUUUGCAUGGGCAAUGCUCGGUGAGAGAUGGGGCACGACAGGAUUUGUCGGGGCUAUCUUGAUCAUAGCUGGCAGCUUGAUGGUUCAGAUAUUUGGAGCAAUCCCUGAUGUAUCUAGAGGAGACAAUUAUCAGAUGAACAGUUAAAUGUACAUAUUACAGAAGAUGAAGCAAGUUGUAAUUCAUGAUGAAGCAACCUUUUUCUUUUCUUUUAUAGGGUAGCUAUCUAAUAACCUAGCAAUAGCAAGCAUGUCAGCACAAAGAAAUCCAACAAUUGUUAUGACACUAGUAGGCAGUAGUGCAGGGAACCGAAGCUCUCUGGUUGACCCAACACAGAUUUGUGCUGAAUUCUGACUUUUCUAUGCAUUUAGAUAUAUACUAUGUUUAGAUACAUAAUGAAAGUAAUGUAUCUAGAAAAGCCAGAAAUGUCUUAUAGUUUGCAACGGAGGGAGUAGAUAGGAACCAGUUCUUCAAGCAGAUUGAAAAAGUUACUUUCACCAUGUAUUUUUCAUAUCCAAUGUUUCUCACUGUAGAUUAAAAAGCAUAUGAUCAUCAAUUCAUCAUA
Messenger RNA from Sorghum bicolor (sorghum), 1866 nucleotides. RefSeq lists its product as uncharacterized. Lineage: Eukaryota; Viridiplantae; Streptophyta; Magnoliopsida; Poales; Poaceae. Gene Ontology annotation, cellular component: membrane. The coding region runs from base 141 to 1448 and encodes 435 amino acids. The record is from RefSeq and is a predicted model, not a curated record. The transcript is spliced from 7 exons.